AUGAAGGAGGAGAUGGGCCAGACCAUUGAGGAGACUGCUAUGGGUAGUAUGCUUUACGAUGUAGGCCAGGGACGGGGAGCUGAGGACCUGGACCAGGACAGAAGCACCAGGUUGGAGAAGGAAGAAAUCCGAGAGUUGUAUAAGCCCGAAAAGGCAUGUUUGCAUGGUGAUGCCCAGCAGAUAAGCCUGGCGAACGUUGGUGUGAUUGAAGAAGCCAGUUUGAGACUCAGUCUAGCCCAGGCAAGCUACUGGCACCUGCUGCUCUCCACGAACCUGGACACAAUGGUGUUCGCAUUUUGGAAGGUCCUUCUGAUCUUAAACUGCCUUAUAGAUAAGACAUCUUUGAAAGUUUUUGUGAUGAAAAAGUGUCAGCAGAAUGUGCAUAUAUAUAUAUAUAUAUAUAUAAUUGUAUUUUUGAUGAUUAUCAUUCCAGGUCAGGUUAGAGUGGUACAAGUGAUCAUCCCAGAGGGUUUUGUGAAUGUGACCGUUGGAUCUGAUGCCACCCUUGUCUGCCUCUACAAAACCACUGUGACCUCGCAGGACAAGCUCACCAUCCAGUGGUCUUUCUUCCAUAAGAAGGAAUUGGAGCCAAUUUCUCACAGCCCGUGCCUCAAUACUGAGGGUAUGGAGGAAAAGGCAGUCAGUCAGUGUCUAAAAAUGGCGCAUGCAAGAGACGCUCGGGGAAGAUGUAGCUGGACUUCUCAGAUUUACUAUUCUGAAGGCGGACAAGCUGCAGCCAUUGGGCGAUUUAAAGACCGAGUUAUAGGGACCAACGAUCCAAGUAACGCAUCUAUCACCAUCCUGAACAUGCAGCCAGCAGACAGUGGAAUUUACAUCUGCGAUGUUAACAACCCCCCAGACUUCGCUGGCAGAAAUCAAGGCAUCGUCAACGUCAGUGUGCUAGUCAAACCUUCUAAGCCCUUUUGUAGCAUCCAAGGAAGACCAGAAACUGGCCAUGCUAUCUCUCUUUCAUGUCUCUCUGCGCUUGGAACACCAUCCCCUGUGUACUACUGGUAUAAACUUGAGGGAACAAACAUCGUGCCAGUGAAAGAGAGCUUCAACCCAGCCACUGGGAUUUUGGAUAUCGGCAAUCUGACAAAUUUUGAACAAGGUUAUUACCAGUGUACUGCCAUCAACAUGCUUGGCAACAGUUCCUGUGAAAUUGAUCUAACCUCUUCACAUCCGGAAGUUGGGAUCAUCAUCGGUGCCUUAAUAGGCACCCUGGUAGGUGCUGCCAUCAUCGCCUCCGUGGUAUGCUUCGCCAGAAACAAAUCAAAGGCCAAGGACAGGAAGAGGAAUCCUAAAGCCACCACAGAACUUGAACCAAUGACCCAAAAAACCCAACGUGCAGAGACUGAAGCCAUGCCGACUGAAGACGUUGUUCAGCUAGAAGCAGCUCUGCCACCUUCCACUCAUGAGACUGACCCUGCCACCAUCAUGGAACCAGACCAUGAGCUGGUCUCAGGGCCAGAAGGUGUCCAAAGACAGGGGCCUAUUCUGCAGCCUGAGCUUGAGAUCGAGCUAGAGCCAGAACCAGUGCUGGAGCCAGAGCCAGGGAUUGCAGCUGAAUCCCAGCGUGAUGAGAAAAAGCGAGUGGUCAAGCCAUAG
Messenger RNA from Lepus europaeus (European hare), 1608 nucleotides. It is a transcript of the gene VSIG1, whose product is annotated as V-set and immunoglobulin domain containing 1. Bases 1 to 1608 code for a protein of 535 amino acids. Gene Ontology annotation, biological process: epithelial cell morphogenesis; maintenance of gastrointestinal epithelium. The transcript has 9 exons. Gene Ontology annotation, cellular component: plasma membrane. The record is from RefSeq and is a predicted model, not a curated record. NCBI's taxonomy places the organism in Eukaryota, Metazoa, Chordata, Mammalia, Lagomorpha, Leporidae.